CAAGACACUAACGAAAUAAGCCGCCGGUGAACGGCGAGAAAGUAUCUACAAGUUUUAACCUUUUUGAAUAAUUUGAUUUAACUGGUGGAAAAUUAAGACGAUUUAACGUUAGAAGAUGGCUGUGAACGUUUACUCUACAUCUGUGACCGGCGACAACCUUAGUCGCCAUGAUAUGCUUUCUUGGAUCAACGAGUCUGUACAGAUGAACUACUCCAAGAUUGAGCAGUUGUGCUCAGGUGCUGCUUACUGUCAGUUCAUGGACAUGCUUUUCCCUGGAUGCAUACCAUUGAAGAAGGUUAAAUUCCAGGCCAAACUAGAGACUGAGUUCCUCCACAACUUCAAACUUCUACAGACCAGUUUUAAGAAGAUUCAGGUUGAGAAGAUCAUUCCUGUUGAUAAAUUGAUAAAAGGCAAGUUCCAGGACAACUUUGAGUUUGUGCAGUGGUUCAAGAAAUUAUUUGAUGCCAACUACGAUGGGAGGGAUUAUGACCCAGUCAGUGCUCGCCAAGGCCAGGACACUGCGCCUACGCCCAACCCAGGGCAGGUCGUACCCAAGCCCAGGAAGCCCAGCACUGGUGAGGAAGACACAUUUAUAAUUUCUAACAUUUUGAUUGUAUUUUAAAUACCUAAUUGAAAAUAUAGCUGCAAGCAGCAAAGAGGGGUCUAAAUCACGUUAUAAUCCAAGUUACUCUGUCAGCUGGUGGAACAAAAAAAAGAUUGAUCCAGUGUCUUUGAUGCUUGGACCCUUAAAUGCAUACUGUAUGCAUUUCUAUUUCAGUACAGCCCCACAGCUCCCCACCUGUUAUCAAACCAGCUGCGAGAGUCGGUAAGGUGGUUUAAUGGUCAAACGGAUCUCCAAUGGGCACCUAUGGUGGGCUAUCACAGUCAUGGUCACUGUGGAAAGGAAUAUUGCUGUAAGGCUAGAUACUGGAGUCAGUGGGUGUUAAUGUGCAGUUGUGUGUCUAAGGUUGAGGGAAUACACAGUCCACAGCUAUAUUAUUCUUUCCUAGUUUGCUAACUGAUUUGUGUUGGAUCUAGCUCCCAUGAGGUCUACAACAGCAGUGACCAAACCCCCGCCCAAGUCAGCAGGGAGUGCCUUGCGUAGGCCCGGAGCAGCAGGGGACAUGGAGAGGGAGGAGCUAUCCCAGGAGGUCAGUUCCCUGAAAGCCACUGUCCAGGACAUGGAGAAAGAAAGAGACUUUUAUUUUGGGAAGCUGAGGUCCAUUGAGGUCAUCUGCCAGGAAGUGGAUGGAGAGGCAGAUACAACUAUGCAGAAGAUUAUGGAUGUUCUAUAUGCCACUGAUGAGGGGUUUGUUAUUCCUGAUUCCGAUGCUGAAGGAGAAGAACCAGAAGAGUUCUGAUGAAAAAUGGACACAACUCUAGUCCAUGCCAUAAUCUCUCUCUCUCACACACACACAUACACACACACACACGGGUUAGUGAACACAUGUUUGCAUUUGCAAUGUACAUGCAUACACACUCGUGUGCUCUAAUGAACAUGCACUUACUCACACAUACUGCCACUGUGGAUUAAGUUGCCUUUGGAUCAUACACUGGCUACCCCCUUGGUCCAAGUCUUUGUUGGUCCAAGUGUUCUUUGGACCGUAAUACUUUUCAGAGAGCCUGCUGAUCCAGCCACCAGAGAAGAAGAACCCUAGAUAAUUGUAAUGGGGACAUUCCUUUCUGGUUUCUUUUCUGCCUUGUUCUUAUUCUGGCCUCUGCUGUGCCUUUCAACUUUGGCCUGUUACUUUUGAAAUAUGUUCAGGUCUUUCUAUUCCUUAUUUCCAAUUGACCUAAACAAAACUGUACCAGGUUAUUUUGAUAUAUUUGCAAAUAUGAUUAAUUAUUAAAGAUGUAUGAAGAUGUUUACUCUGCCAAUGGAAAUUAUUGUAAUUUUUAUGGUAUGUUUACGCAUAUUCAUUAUAUACUUGAGUUCAAAUUUGAAGUUUAGGCGAUCAGCAUUUGUAUUUAGUUUCCUGUCUAUCUGGGGAGGUAUUCAUCACAUUACUUUUUUUGAAGUAAGAAAAGUAAUGUUUAUUGUUAACCUUUUAAAUAAAAAAAUACUGUACUUUUUACUUAUAAGCUAAAUUAUAGACUCAUUCUGCCAUUUGUGUGUUGUAUGUAGGCUAGUUUUACACUACAGAGACUAGCAUCUCUACCGACCUAUGUUCUAAUUGACUUCCUCAUGUGAGGCAAAGACCGGAUGUAUGGUUGCCUGUCCACACUGAAGAAAUACUUCCUUCUAGUCUACAAUAAGAGCAGAACUAUACGCUCUUAACAGAGGAACUGAGAGCUGUCUUUUAGACCUCGGAAGUCUGUUCUAAACUUGGGAGCAAUAUAAGGUUUCUAUAAGCAUCUCUUGUCUUUAGAAAUGAAGUAUUGAUUGGAGAAAUUAAAUGUUUUUAGGUUGAAGAAAUAACUUGUUUUGACAAGUUUAAUGUUAUUAAAAACUCAAAUGUA
Messenger RNA from Salmo salar (Atlantic salmon), 2460 nucleotides. It is a transcript of the gene mare3, whose product is annotated as Microtubule-associated protein RP/EB family member 3. The record is from RefSeq and is marked provisional. Lineage: Eukaryota; Metazoa; Chordata; Actinopteri; Salmoniformes; Salmonidae. Gene Ontology annotation, molecular function: microtubule binding.